Molecule: messenger RNA, 2598 nt
Organism: Nymphaea colorata (pocket water lily)
Lineage: Eukaryota; Viridiplantae; Streptophyta; Magnoliopsida; Nymphaeales; Nymphaeaceae
Product: rust resistance kinase Lr10-like
Exons: 3
Coding region: 440-2392 (650 amino acids)
Biological process (GO): protein phosphorylation
Molecular function (GO): protein kinase activity; ATP binding; polysaccharide binding
Source: RefSeq, a predicted model, not a curated record
UUGUGCUUAAGAGUUACAUGUAGGGCUCAUCUAGAGGGACUGUUUUGAUCAAAGCAGCAAAAAGAAUGGUUGGGAGUCCAGAGACGCUAGAACGACCAUAAGAAAGAAGAAAUGAUGACAGCCGAUGAAAUCCGGUCUUCUUACGCAGUAUGUCAGCCUGCACCUCUCUUCUGUAUCUGCAGGAAAUUCAACCGGCUCAGGCGGUCCAUGUAAUUUAAGGAGUCCCUUAAUUAAUUGGAUUUUAGCAGGCCAUAGUCCGCUUCGCUUAAAUGUGGCUUCACCUUGUACAAAAUGCAUGUGGCUGUAUAAUAAUUAAAAUACCUCUAAUUAAUAUACACCCACAGCAAACCAACCGUGUCUCUUGCCCUCACCCUAAGCCUCGGCAGUCUCCUCCAACACACGCCUUUCUCUCACAAGGGAAAAGCGAUUGUCGUCGACCAUGCCUCUCCACCACCGCCACCUUCUCCUCUUCUUCUUGUUGCUUCCCUUCUUCUUCUUCUUCAUCGCCGCCAUAUCGGCCGAAAACUUGUCCGACUACUGCCUGGAGACAAGAUGCGGCAACCUCACCGUGAAGUACCCUUUCUACCUCGAGUCGACGGCACCCUCCCCUUCCCAAUCGAUCUGCGGAUACGAAGGAUUCGGCAUCAACUGCAGCACUGGCAACCCCAUCCUCACCCUCCCGAGCGAUGUCUACCUGCUGAAGAACAUCAACUACGACUCCAAGAAGCUGUCCCUCGUUGACACGGAGAUCGGUCUUAACCCCUGUCCGGCGCCUGGCCACAACGUCUCCCUCGAUCCCAACUCCACCCUCAAAUGGGAUCCGGUUAACACGCACUAUUUUUUCCUCAUCAAUUGCACCAAAAACCAGUCCCCUUCCUCCAACGGCUACCCCCCGCCAACGUCGUCGGAGUACACCCUUCCUAUGAUUAAUUGCUUGAGUAACCAAUAUUACAGGUCCUACGUCCUUCCUCCAGAAAAGGCCUCAGUGAGUGCCCAGUGGUUGCCGGUCUGCAACAGGUCCGUGAAGGUUCCCUUGAUCUCGGGCGUUGGCAGUAUCCCGGACAACGGCGGCUUCCCGAUGGCCAUCAAGAGUGGAUUCAUGCUGGACUGGAGCCAGCCGGCGCACUGCUCAGGCUGUGAAGCAACCCAAGGUUGCUGUGGGCGCAAGACGAGCACAGGGCAGUUCGUUUGCUUCUGCAACGAUGGACUACACGAUAAAAACUGCGAUGACCGACGCUCAAGAAAUAUCAUAACCAUAAUUGGUUGUCUAGCAGCAGUCGGCAGCCUUCUGACGCCAUGUUUACUGUUCUUCAUAACUCGAUCCCUUUGGAUUUCUUGUUCAAGGUCUCAUGCAGAAAAUGGAUGCUUGCAAUUCCGUACACCAACAAAAGUUGAGAAGUUCUUGAUUGAUUGCGAAACUCUCACAACCACAAGGUACACAUACAAUGACAUAAUCAGAAUGACAAGUAAGUUCAAACAUAAACUUGGACAGGGUGGGUAUGGGAGUGUCUAUAAAGGAUGGUUGAUCAAUGGCACACCGGUGGCUGUAAAGCUUAUGGAAAAAUCAUAUAAUGAUGGGGAUGAAUUUUGUAAUGAAGUUGCUACCAUUGGUAGGAUUCACCAUGUCAAUGUGGUUCGCCUUCUUGGCUUUUGCGUUGAAGGGUCUCGAAGAGCACUUGUUUACGACUUCAUGGAAAAUGGUUCACUUGAGAAGUUUACAGACACCACAGUUGCAGGCCAUUGCUUGUUGAGGGAAAGAUUACAUGAUAUAGCACUAGGCAUUGCCAGGGGAAUUGAGUAUCUACACCAAGGUUGUGAUCAAAGAAUCAUCCACUUUGACAUCAAGCCACACAACAUUCUUCUGGACCAUGACUAUACACCAAAGAUUUCUGAUUUUGGUCUAGCAAAAUCAUAUUCCAAGGAGAGAAGCACUGUAACUAUUACAGAAGGCAAAGGCACAAUCGGUUACGUUGCUCCUGAGAUAUUCUAUGGCAAUUCCAGGCAUGUCUCACAUAAAACUGAUGUUUAUAGCUUUGGAAUGCUACUGAUAGCAAUGAUUGGGAUGAAAGAAAAGAUUGGUCCCACUGAUGGAGCUUCUAGUGAAGCAUAUUUUCCUCAAUGGAUUCAUACCACUCUUUCUAAUAAUAAAAGAUUUGAAGGCAUUGCAAAUGGACAAGCUGAAAUUGUUAGAAAGAUAGCCACUAUAGCCUUGUGGUGCAUACAAUGGAAUCCAAUUGAUAGGCCUUGUAUGAAAGAAGUUGUCAGGAUGUUGGAAAGCAGCACAUCAAGCUUGACAAUGCCACCCAAUCAUUUUUACCCUGUAGUUGAUCCACCGGAGUUUCAAGUGGUUGACUCUUCGUCUACAUCUGAAUGUUCCGGGCUAUUAGUUUGAAACUUGAGAUGUUGGGGAAGAUGAGAAACGACUGGCAGCAUUAAUUCUUGACCAGUUUUGUGGAAUGUUUUGUGGGAGUGUAUAUAUAUUAGUCGGAGAUCUUUUUUCCCAAAUCAAAUAUUUUUUGUCCUGCCCUUAUUACCAUGUUAAAACUGUUCAUCACUUUUAGAUUCUACAAGAUGUUUGCCAUUUUUUCAGAAAACUGU